UGACAGAGAUUAUGGUAAACCAAGCUACCUCAUGUGACUUGAAGGAGUUGGUACAGAAGUUCAUCCCAGAGAUGAUUGGGAAGGAGAUUGAGAAGGCCACCUCCAGCAUUUAUCCUCUACAGAAAGUCUUUAUUCAGAAAGUCAAGAUAUUGAAGGCUCCAAAGUUUGAUCUUGGCAAGUUGAUAGAGGUUCAUGGAGAUUACUCAGAGGAUGUUGGUGUGAAGGUUGACAGGCCGGCAGAGGAACCAACUGCGGAGGAAACUGAGAUAGUUGGAGCUUAAAUGGAGGUUUUUCAUCUUUUUUCUCGUCAUUUAUUUAAUUUUGGAAGUCUCAUGCAUCCGUAGAGUAAUUGAGAAACCUAACCAGGCAAGGACUUUGGCUUUAGAUUGAG
Molecule: messenger RNA, 391 nt
Organism: Telopea speciosissima
Lineage: Eukaryota; Viridiplantae; Streptophyta; Magnoliopsida; Proteales; Proteaceae
Product: 40S ribosomal protein S3a-like
Exons: 1
Coding region: 12-281 (89 amino acids)
Biological process (GO): translation
Cellular component (GO): ribosome; cytosol
Molecular function (GO): structural constituent of ribosome
Source: RefSeq, a predicted model, not a curated record